ACAUGGAGCGGAAUAGAGAAACUGCUGGAAUAUACUUACACCGGGAAGAAGGCGAAGGCCGUCGCGCUCUCGGCGGCGGCGGCGGCGGCGGCAGCGGCGAUGCUUGCGUUCGAGCAGCAGGUGUUGGCGGAUCUGGUGGAAGAUCCGAACGGAGGUCUGGUGGUGCUCUCCUCGGGUCUCCCUCUCGCUUCCCUAGCCGCUACCCUCCUCCUCCAUCUCCACCAGACCCCCGGCAACGCGGCUGGAGGAGGAUGUCUCCUCGUCCUCUCCGCCACCGAUACCCUCAAGGCCCGGAUCCGGCGCCGCCUCCAAGACAAGCUGCAGGUUCACGACGUGCCCCCUGACCUCGCCGCGCAGCAGCGCGCCACCCUUUACGCCUCUGGCGCUGCUCUCUUCCUCUCUCCCCGCGCCCUCGCCGCCGACCUCCUCACCUCCCGCCUCCUCCCCUCCCGCGUCCAAGCCCUACUCCUCCUCUCCGCCCACCGCUCCACCGAUACCUCCUCCGAUGCCUUCAUCUGCCGCCUCCUCCGUCAACGCAAUCUUCUCCCCGUUUACGCCUUCUCCGAUUGCCCCCAUGCCAUGGUCGCCGGUUUCUCCAAGGCCGAGCGUACCAUGAAGAGCCUCUACGUCCGCCGUCUCCACCUCUGGCCCCGCUUCCACGUUCUCGCCGCAGCCGACCUGGAACGCGCCCCGCCUGACGUCGUAGACGUGCGCGUUCCCAUGACGCCGCCCAUGAGGGGUAUCCAGGCUGCUGUCCUCGCUACCAUGGACGCUUGUCUCAAGGAACUUAGGCGCACCAACAAGGUGGAUGUUGAGGACCUCACCGUCGACAAGGGCCUCUUCAAGUCCUUCGAUGAGAUCGUCCGGAGGCAGCUCGACCCCAUCUGGCACACUCUUGGGAAGAAGACAAAGCAGCUUGUGGCUGACCUCAGGACGCUACGCAAGCUGCUUGAUUACCUCGUCAGGUAUGACGCCGUUACAUACUUGAAGUACCUUGACACAUUGAGAGUAUCAGAAGGUGUCAGAUCAGUUUGGAUACUUGCUGACUCAAGCCAUAGGAUAUUUGAGCUUGCAAAAAGGCGCGUUUACCAGGCAGUGAGAACAGAUGGUGUUAAUGUUAGCAUAGAUAAUAAGGGCACACCAACAAAGAAGAGGAAAGUGGCACAUAAUUCUACCAAGAAAGGAAAAGUAACUGAAAAUGAAGAUUCCACUGUAGGUCCCAACACUCAGAAGGCUAAUACUGAUGUGGGCAUUGUAUUGGAAGAGGUUUUGGAGGAGGCACCGAAAUGGAAAGUGUUAUGGGAAUUGUUGCAAGAGAUAGCAGAACAACGGAUGAAGAGCAGUGCCGGGAAUGUGCAUGAUGAGGACAAAAAUGAUGAAAGUGGCAUAGUUUUGGUAUCAUGUAAAGAUGAACGCACAUGCUUGCAGCUGCAGGAAUGCAUAUUAAAAGGCCCCUGUCAGGUUAUGCGAGAAGAGUGGGAGAAGUAUCUGAUUGGAAAAGCUGAGCUGCAUGGAUUGAAUAAGGACAAGAGAAAAUCUGAGCAACCAAAAGGUGUUGGUGUCCUGGAUGGUGAAGUUCAAAUGGGAUCUAGUGAGAGUGUGUGUCCAGUUAGCAUUAGCAAACUCGAAACUAAUGCCUUACUUGCCGCUGCCUCUGAAUUAAGAAAUAUAUCAAAUGAAGCAGAUGUCAAGAGUAGCUCAAAUAGCAGCUGCAGCAAGGCUGGGGGAGCAAAGGGGAAACCAAAGAAAACCACUUCAAAGAGACAAGGCAGCAAUCGAAAAAAUAAAAGUAAGGAGGGAAAUGACAAUAGCCAAGGUACUGGUCUGGAUUCUGAAGGUCAAUCAGGAAAAGCAGAUGUACAGGCUGAGAUUGUUGCUUCUAAGAUGUCCGCAUAUGAUGCUUCCAUGUCAGCCUCUACUUCUAAUGUUAAAUUUAACCAUUCAUCUGCUUUCGGAAACUUGGCAAACGCCAAGCCACUACCUCCUGUGCAGUUUCAUGCUCUAGACAGUGACCACCAGGUUCUUGAUGUAUGGAAGCCAUCUGUCAUUAUUGUUUAUCAUCCAGAUAUUACCUUUGUAAGAGAAAUUGAAGUAUACAAGGCAGAAAACUCAUCAAGGAAGUUAAAAGUUUACUUCCUUUUUUAUGAAGAUUCCACUGAGGUGCAAAAAUAUGAGUCCAGCAUUCGACGGGAAAAUGAAGCAUUUGAAUCUUUGAUCAGACAGAAGUCCCUGAUGAUGAUACCUGUUGAUCAGGAUGGCCGUUGCAUUGGACCAACUGUUGCAAAUGAACCAGAGCCUCCUUUAUGUCAGAACUCAAUUACAAGAAAGGCAGGUGGUAAAAAGGCGCCCGAGAAGGAGAUGCAGGUUAUUGUAGACAUGAGAGAGUUCAUGAGCAGCCUUCCGAAUGUAUUACAUCAAAAAGGUAUCCGAAUCGUACCGGUCACCCUUGAAGUUGGUGACUAUGUGCUCUCUCCUUUGAUCUGUGUUGAACGGAAAAGUAUUGCGGACUUGUUCCAAAGCUUUGCUUCUGGUCGUCUGUACAAUCAGGUUGAGACAAUGGCACGUUACUACAAGAUCCCGGUUCUCCUCAUCGAGUUCUCACAAGAUAAGAGCUUUUCCUUUCAGUCUGCAAAUGAGAUUGGUGAUGAUGUCUCUCCGACCAACAUUAUCUCGAAGCUUUCUCUGCUAGUGCUGCAUUUUCCUCGGCUUCGCAUAAUCUGGUCACGCAGCUUGCAUGCUACAGCAGAAAUAUUUAUGUCACUGAAAACAAACCAGGAUGAACCUGAUGAGAAAAAAGCAACAAGAGUUGGCGUGCCAUCCGAGGAUGGUAUCGUGGAGGAUGAUGUGAGGUCUGAAAAUUACAACACAUCAGCCAUUGAGUUCUUAAGAAGGCUUCCUGGGGUGACGGAUUCUAACUACCGAGCAAUCAUGGAUGGAUGCAAUAGCUUGGCCGAGCUGGCCCUGCUUCCAGUGGAAAGGUUGGCGGAGCUAAUGGGUGGUCAGAAAGCUGCGCGGACGCUCAAGGAGUUUCUCGAUGCCAAGUGCCCAACCAUGUUGUAGCCAGAGUGACGCUGUACUGUUUGUAUUGUGUCCUGUGGGAUACAAAUACUUCAGUUGAUGUGCCUUAUAUAUAUAUAUUAAAAAAAACAAAUGUUGUACCAAUGCCAAUGCCUGUGCAUGUUGUUGUCUGGAAUCGAUAGACACAUGUGCUGUGCAUGGUAAAUUUUGCAGAAUCGUGUGCUUGUGGGCCAAAGCAAACAUGCAGAAAAUGAGCAGCAGAUUAUGGGCUGGGCAGGCUCUAACCCAGCCCAGGAACUCCCCCUCUCCCCCACGUUCUUCUUUGUUGUUGUUGGGCAAGUAAUAAGUAGGGUUUUUGGUUUCACCAGUCUCUGGCCAUCCCAAUACCCGUCUUCGCUUCUCAAGUGGAAAUGGCACAUCAGUACAAUAAUUGUUUAUACAGGCACUUUUAGCUUAUGUUGCGUUGGUUGUCCAAUAACCAUAUUCAGGUAGUGCGGCUGUUUGAGUCUACGCUACAGAAUGACUAUCUAAAUCACACCUCCUGUGGAGCCUUUCAUGCUCAGAUGGAAUCUUGGGAAAGAAUUUUGUACUGGAUGGCAGUUUUGUGGGAGCGUGGGUUCAGUCAUGAGAAUCCUCAAGUGAGAUGCCUGGUUAUGCAAUCCUUUUUGGAUAUUGCAUGGGAACGCUACAAGGAUUGCACUCAGAUAAUUCCAAGGGGUUUUGUGCUUGGUCCUCUGAUACGUGGUUUGAAUGAUGUGGUUCAUCAUAAGGAUUUUGGCAUUGGGGGUGCUUAUAGUUCGAAAACCAUAAAAGAUGCUGAGAGAUUUUUCAGAACUUAUACCCACAACUUGGCGAGAUGGAUUGAUGACUCUUGCAUCCUGUGUUGCUUCAUGCACACGUCAGUCAGAGACAAAUGAUGUGCCAUGUGCCGUAUCUGGGAAAGCAGCGACAAAAUGUGAUGGAUGUGUACUGUACCUACAGAAGUUAGGCCAACAGAUUUGUUAGAUGUCUUAUGGAUUCUCAGUGAGAGGAGUAAACAACACUUUAAUCCAAAGUAUCGUCUGAAAGGUUCUACUCUUCAUCUCUCUCAUCGAGAAAUUUUGUGACAGUUAUGAAUAGACAGCUUGUUAACUUGAAGUCUAGUGCAGUUUGUGAACAGGUUAUAAAAGUUGCAACAUCACUGAUAAAUGCCACUGAAAUUCCACUUAACCCGCUUCUGCAUUUCAUUGCCACAAUUCCUCGAGAGUUCUCUGAUUAUAUUGGACCAUUGAGAGUAGUAGUUCAAAAAUGGUUUGUUCAGAAGGAAGAAUGUUCUCCUGGUGACACUUUGUUGAGUAAGCUGAUUGAUUUCUCUGCCACCUUCGUAAGUCAAAAACGGAAUGAAGGUUCGAAUGUUUUUGAUGACGAGGAUGUGGAUGCAUGGGAAGCUGAAGCAAGGUGGGCUAGAACCCUUCUUGUAACCUCGGAGGAGGAACAUUUGAAACGAAUCUUCAGGGUUUGUUUUUUCUGUCGCUUGUAUAUGUACUUGUAAAACGAUAGGAUCUCUAUAUUGUGCUUGGGUCUUGAACUUCAGCUAUGCGCUAUCUUUUUUUAUUGCCCUUGUGUGUUUCAAUUUAUCUUUGGUUCAAAAUGGUAAUUUUCAUUGCAGUUUUUGGAGGCAUAUGGCUACAAGCUCUCUGAGCAAUGUCCCAGUGGAGAUUUCAUACCCAUAAAAAAUUUUAUCAUUGUUUUAAGCUUCAUUGAGGAACUUGAGGUGAGACAGAGAGAGCUUGUUUGCCGGAGUAUAAUACAAUCUUAAGAGGUUCAGAUACAGUAAAUUUAUUGGUGCUCGAUGAUCUCAACAAAAUGUUCACAGAAUCACUUUUGCUAAUUUUGGAAAAUAUGGUGGCCUUCAGCAAACUGUCUUGCCCCGUAUUCUGGUUUUGAGAUGUGGACGAACAGGAUUUACCCCCAAAGCUUGGAGGACCAAGCCAGCGUCGUUUGGCUACCUCCAUUACUUCUUCAGUAUUACAGGGUGUAUGUUCCGUCCUUCUUGGAGUGGUGGAAGAGGGCUGCAGAGACAGUGCAGGGAAUGGUCAAGAAAGCUGGAUUCUCUCGUCAUUUUGGGAGCCUGGAAGAUUUGGAACCACUACAAUAGAUAUGUGUUUGAUGGAGAGACCCCAGCCUUUCUCGAACCCUGAAGCACUCUGAAGCAGACUGAUGAUGAGAGAAGCCUUUGAGAGCUAGCAGGAGUCAAGGGUCUCUCCUAUUUAGGAGCUCCCUUGCUGGUCGUCUAAAGACUCCUCUUUCUCAUGGAUUUGUUUCUUUAUGUUUAUUUCUGCACUCCGUAAGGAGCGUUUUUUUUAUUUGUAUUUCGGUCUUCUAUGGACCUUUUUUCUCUGUAAAAGGUUCCAUUUCACAUGUUUCACAUAAUCUUUCAGAUAUACUGCAUUACUACUAUCUUGAUGCUUUUGUCUUCUGUGCUAGUCCAACAAAGUUUUAUUUUCUACUGUC
Messenger RNA from Zea mays, 5511 nucleotides. RefSeq names its product RAD1 DNA repair protein homolog. Gene Ontology annotation, cellular component: nucleotide-excision repair factor 1 complex. The record is from RefSeq and is a predicted model, not a curated record. The coding region runs from base 100 to 3060 and encodes 986 amino acids. Lineage: Eukaryota; Viridiplantae; Streptophyta; Magnoliopsida; Poales; Poaceae. Gene Ontology annotation, molecular function: damaged DNA binding; single-stranded DNA endonuclease activity; single-stranded DNA binding. The transcript has 14 exons. Gene Ontology annotation, biological process: double-strand break repair via homologous recombination; resolution of meiotic recombination intermediates; nucleotide-excision repair involved in interstrand cross-link repair.